AUGGAUCCUUCCCUCUUGUGCAAAGCUUUCUUCGUCCUCGGCUCUGCCGUCAAUAUAGGAGGGACCCUGAUACCUUCCUUCAGAGAGCAGAUCAUGAACUACGGGUCUCGAGGCACGCCUUCAACCACAUCGCCACAAAAACAGGAGAAGCAACCAUUGAACUUUUUCGAAUACAUUUCUUCAAUCCAAGUGCCGCAUACAUGGUUUACUCAUUACUACAUGGUAUCAGUGUUAUCAUCAAUAUUCUGGGGUUAUCAGAUCUACAAUCAUGGGCCGGCAAUCGAGGUUCUGGCUGCGUAUACUACUCGGAAGGAUGGCACGAUGACUGUCAAUCAGGUCUUCCUAGCAUGGACUUUGAUGGCUAUUCAAGGAUCGAGGAGAUUGUAUGAGUCUAUCACUCUAACGAAGCCUUCUCAGUCAAAGAUGUGGGUUGGGCUGUGGUUGAUAGGAAUGGCAUAUUACGCAAUAAUGGGAAUUUCUGUCUGGAUUGAAGGUUCUGCUGUCCUUGAUCAUGAUGGACGUUGGGGAUCAUUGCUUCAAUUUGGAAAUCCUUCGGCCAAAACGCUAACAGCUGUUCCGCUGUUCCUGCUCGCUUCCCUCGCCCAACAUGAUUGCCAUGUGUACCUUGCCAGUCUCAAGAAGUUGUGUGCCCUCAUUAUGCCUGCGAGUGUCUGA
This is a messenger RNA of Drepanopeziza brunnea f. sp. 'multigermtubi' MB_m1, 675 nucleotides long. The record is from RefSeq and is a predicted model, not a curated record. Lineage: Eukaryota; Fungi; Ascomycota; Leotiomycetes; Helotiales; Drepanopezizaceae.